AUGGUCUCCAAGGUUCCCGAGUCGCCCGACUGGGGCGAUGUCUACGGCAGGCUCUUCUCGCGACGCGUCGAUCUCGUCGGCGACUACGCAGGCAGUGAACCUUUCCUGAUCGAAGGCGAUUCGCUCCUGCUCCAUUGCUUCUCCGACGACAAGCUUGACUUUGCAGAUGGCUUCCAGAUGCUCCACGCCGUCUGGCUUGUCGAGAGUUUCCUCUACGGCCUCAGCAAGCGCAACUGCAACUUUCACAUCGCUUUCUUCGAUGACCAUGAGCGUCUCUGCAUUCCGUCUCAUGCGACCGACGCCGAAAAGGCCAAGUACCUCCUCGCUCGCGCCGUCAUCUUGCGCCAUUUGCUAGCCAGCCUGACCGACUCCCAAUCUACCAAUUUUCUGAUCAAGGUCUUGAUUUUCCCUUCAAUCGACAGCUCUUCGUUCCACGUCGCUCUAGCCGACAAUGACUACAUGUUCGUUAUGAUGAACGAUGGCGCGGUCUCCGAAUGCGGCUGCCCCGAACAUGUUCGCGACAAGACUACCCUCCGUGUUGCCAUCUGCUCUUUCAUCGCCCGCGGCUACAAUGUGGCCUUGGUCAAUGGCGUGGAGUGGAGGGACACAAAGGUCAUCACUGCGAUCAUCGAGGGCACAGCCCAACUGAGCAACGCCAUCCGGAAUGCGCCAAAGUCUCUUGCCAACUACGAGGACCCUCCCUUUGAGGUAUUUGACCGCGAGCGAUUCGACCUCUUUACCAAGCACUACAAGCUUUCAUCCCAGAGACUCUCGGAGCGUCUCUACCUCGUGGCGGCUACGAUCGGUAGAAUCCUUUCCUGGGACAAGUUUUCGAGCAAUGAGAUUUCAGCGUUCCUUACACACUCGAUACUCCAGAGUCAACUUCGUCUGGGGGCCCGCUCCGCUGUUGAGUCUUCAAGUACCGAGAAUUCGCAAUUGUUUCUCGAAAAGUUUGUCGAAGUCGCUCGCGGCGUGAUGCAUUCUCCGUACUGGCGGCAGUUUGUUGAAGAAGCUCAAGCUCAGACAGACAUUGCUGAUCUCGUCGACGGUCGGCUCUUCAACUCUGUUUUGACCGGACAUCAUCCUGACCUGCAGCUGAACGAGGAGUCCCAGGUGGUCAUGAAGUCGAUGAUGACCUUGAUUUCCCCAUUGACUGACAAUCAAAUCAAUCCGCACGACAACAAGUCGCGUCUCAAUCCUGAGCAGAGAAGCCAGAAGGCACUGCAUUCGUAUCGCAAGCUUCUUCCCUUUACUGACCAGGUAUUCGCCAAGCACCUACAGCCAAUAAAACUGAACAUCGACACUGAGAUUGUGCAUCUCAUGGGUGAAAACUCCAGAACUUUUCGCGAGUUAACGCACUGGCACAACUCCAGGCGUCCUUUAAGCCGCAAGGUCGCAUUGUCCAUGAAGGAGCGCACCGCUUUUUAUGCGCGCCGUCGCGACCAACGCUUCAUGGCUGAGAUGAUGGCUUAUGCUGCCAGCCUGACCAACGCCGUUGGCAAGGCUCUCGAGCCUGAAAAGGUUGUUGUCCAAGAGACCAAACCCGCGGCAACGCAUUUGAAGAAUGGCCAGCAACAACCUAGCCGUGGUACUAAGUCCAGUAAGGAGAACAAGCCGACGAAGAAGCAGCUUAUGCUACAGAACAUCGCGGCGAAGAAUGAAGAGAAGAAUGCUGCCAGCGCUUCGAAGGUGCUGCAAUCCUGGAACCUGGUCUGCAAGGAUAUCGACAAGUUGCGGGAACCGGCCGUGUGCCAUGCGAAGGCAAUGCAGUACCUCCACUCUCUCCCCAGCUCCAAGCGCGAAGUUGUCGGCACCGAAGUUGAAGUCUUCGCCCUGAGCUGUCUCCUCAAGCUUUGGAUGUCGUCGAUCACUGCCAACGCAAAGUCUCCCGACUACGGGCUCGCCGCUGAGAUUUGGGACUUUGUAGGACGCCUUAGGAACAUGCCGGGUCUGACGAAUACCAUUGUGUCGAAGCUCCAACAGACCGUCGAUCAGCUCGGCCUUCCGUUCACUAUCGGCAACGCUAAUGUUGUGGACCGAAAGCUGCCAUUUGAUUUUGCUUUGACCCCGACUAAGUCCAGCGAGCUGCAGAUCCGUCUGCCCUCCAAGGUGUUCCAGCUUUUUCACUGCGGUCCAUUCUUCGAUCGCAAGAUGGACUCAGCACCCGAUGAUCGCGUGCCGUUCAUGCCCGACGGAUGGCAGCGGAAGGUCUUGGAUGCUAUUGACGCUGAGAAGAGCCUUUUUGUUGUGGCUCCCACCAGCGCCGGUAAGACCUUUAUUUCGUUCUACUCCAUGAAGAAGGUUCUUCAGAGCUCCGACGAAGGCGUCCUUGUGUACAUCGCUCCGACCAAGGCCCUCGUCAACCAGAUCGCCGCCGAGAUUCAGGCUCGCUUCUCCAAGUCGUACAAGCAUGCCGGAAAGUCUGUCUGGGGAAUCCACACCCGUGACUACCGCAUCAACAACUCCACCGGUUGCCAAGUUCUCGUCACCGUCCCGCACAUUCUCCAAAUCAUGCUUCUUUCUCCAUCGAACGCGAACUCCUGGUCAUCCCGAAUCAAGCGCAUCAUCUUUGACGAAGUCCAUUGCAUUAGCCAGGCCGACGAUGGCAUCGUAUGGGAACAGCUUCUUCUCCUGGCACCUUGCCCGAUCAUUGCCCUGUCAGCCACGGUCGGCAAUCCCCAAGAGUUCUACGAGUGGUUGGCCUCUGCGCAGAAAUCGAUCGGCAUGGAGCUUGUCAUGGUCCAUCAUCCGCACCGGUACUCUGAUCUACGCAAGUUCAUCUACGUCCCUACCAAAGGCUAUUCCUUUACCGGUCUACCGAAGCCUCCCACGGUUGCAAGCGUUGGCUUAGACAAGGGGAAGAACUUCCAAUUCGUUCAUCCUGUUGCGAGUUUGCUUAACAGGUCACGGGGAAUGCCUGAAGACUUCACGCUCGAGGCUCGGGACUGUUAUACGCUUUGGAAGGCCAUGAAAACUCGUGAGACAGAGACACACAAGGUUCCGAACUCUCUGAAUCCCGAGAAGGCCUUACCCGCCGUGAUCACUCAGGCGGACAUCAUCAACUGGCUCAAGUCGAUAAAGCAGUUUUUGGGCCAGUGGAUGACUGAUCAAGACUCUCCUUUCGACGAGCUUGUGGAAGACCUCGGCGGAAGCUUGUAUGAACUGGAAGGUGAAGAGGAUACCGGAUUAAGCGCUGAUGGGCUCCGCUCUACAGUCGUUUCUCUCCUUUGCCACCUGCACGAGCAGGCUGCUCUUCCGGCCAUUCUUUUCAACUAUGACCGCAAGAACUGCGAGGACCUAUGCAAGACGGUCGUCAAGACGUUGAAGGAGGCCGAAGCCGAGUGGAAGGACAAGUCUCCGCAAUGGGCCAAGAAGAUGGCAGAGUGGGAUACGUGGAAGAAGAACCAGAAGAACGCUCACAAGAAGGCCGCGAAGCUGCUUGAGAAGGUCAAGGGGAAGGCCGAGCUUGAAAGGGAGAUGGCUUCGGUGGAGCCCAAUGCUUGGGAGAGCUUCAACCCCAAUGCUCCAGUUGACGGAUUCCAUUUUACCGACAGAACCAAGCUGCAAGAGUCGGAACUGGACGAAUACGCCGAGGAGCUUGAACGCCGCCACGUUCCAAAGUGGUUGAUCGAGGCGCUUUAUCGGGGAAUCGGCGUACAUCACUCUGGUAUGAACCGGAAGUACCGCCAUGUGGUUGAAUUGCUCUUCAGGAAGGGUUAUUUGCAGGCUGUCAUUGCCACCGGCACCCUGGCUCUGGGUAUCAACAUGCCUUGCAAGACGGUGGUUUUCUGCGGCGAUUCCAUCUUUCUCACGGCUCUCAACUUCCGCCAGGCAGCCGGUCGUGCCGGCCGUAGAGGCUUCGACGUGCUCGGCAAUGUCGUUUUCCAUGGCAUCGGAGUGUCGAAAGUCUGUCGCCUUCUCAGCUCUCGUCUGCCGGAGCUGACUGGUCAUUUCCCCAUCACCACCACGCUGGUCCUUCGGUUGUGUACUCUUCUCUCCGAGUCCAAGUACUCCUCAUUCGCAGUACGGUCUGUGGAUGCGCUGCUUUCACAACCCCGCCUCUACCUCGGCGGAGAGGAAAAUCGCAUGACGGUCCUCCAUCAUCUUCGCUUCUCGCUCGAAUACCUGCGGAGACAGUUUCUGCUCGACCAGUCAGGAAAGCCGUUGAACUUUGCGGGUUGCAUAUCCCAUCUGUACUAUGCAGAGCCAUCCAACUUUGCCUUCCACGCGCUGCUGAAGGAAGGCUAUUUCCAUCAACUGUGCGCUGGUAUCCGCCGGAAUCCGGGCAGCAAAGACAGGAUCUUGGAGACGUUGAUGGUGGUGCUUUGUAACAUUUUCAACCGACGGUACUGCAACCAAGUGGAUCGGGAAUUUGUGGAGAACGUGGUCAAGCGCUCCCCUUCGAUGGUCUUCCUUCCAUCUCUUCCUAAGAAGGCGAAGAAGAUUUUGCGGGAGCACAAUGAUGAAACUCUCGACAUCUUCAGCACCUACGUCCGAACCUUCGUCGACCAGCAUGUCAAGGAAGAAGACUGCCUGCUUCCUCUUUCCCGCACCAAGUUUGGAGGCGAUGGCGGUGACGCUCCGACGUCUGCCAUCCGUUCGCAGUUCGUUGCCCUGUCUGGCCACGGUGACAACUUCAAGAGCAUCUCAGAGCUCUGUCAGACCGUCCGCGCGGGCGUUUUCUUAGAGGAAUCUGCCAUUCCAUACAUCAAUCUCGAGGCCGAACUCCCGCUCAACGCAUACCUUCUUGAUUUCUUCAAGCACGGGGAUGUCACAGCCCUGGUUGAGGGAAACAAGCUCCGCAGAGGCGAUGUCUGGUUUGUGCUGAACGACUUUUCCCAGGUUCUGGCGACGAUCAUCACCAGCCUCACGAAUUUCAUCAAGGCGGACUUGGACGCUGAUGAUGAUGCUCUCAACGCCAUGGGCGGGGGUGAUGCUCACGAAGAAGAGGUUGAGGACUGUCUAUACGAGAUGGAUGCUGCGCCAACGGAACAGAAGAAGGCCCUGCCUGUGCAUACCAAGGUAGUGCGGAAGAAGGUUGUGGACAACUGGGACGACGAUGGGGAGGAGGACGGUGCGGACUUGCCUCCGAAGGCUUCUGGCAGCUCCGAGGGUUAUAGCUCAGAGGGAGAUUUCAAGUCUCCAGCGUGGGAAGGCAGCAGUUUGCUCGACGUGCUGUACGCGUUCAAGAAGCUGGCCGACGAGUUCAACGACAAGUUCAAGGUGAUGUGGGCUUAG
Molecule: messenger RNA, 5238 nt
Organism: Aplosporella prunicola CBS 121167
Lineage: Eukaryota; Fungi; Ascomycota; Dothideomycetes; Botryosphaeriales; Aplosporellaceae
Exons: 3
Coding region: 1-5238 (1745 amino acids)
Cellular component (GO): cytoplasm
Molecular function (GO): nucleic acid binding; ATP binding
Source: RefSeq, a predicted model, not a curated record